Anopheles merus is the source of this 1315-nucleotide messenger RNA. RefSeq lists its product as uncharacterized. Lineage: Eukaryota; Metazoa; Arthropoda; Insecta; Diptera; Culicidae. The transcript has 2 exons. The record is from RefSeq and is a predicted model, not a curated record. The coding region runs from base 35 to 553 and encodes 172 amino acids.
UUCUCUCGGCCCAGCCUGAAAUUUGCUAAACCUGAUGCGUGUUCGAAACCAAGGUGAGCAAAUAUUCAGGUGUGUCGACGAGCGGUCACAUUCGUCGCUCCUCCUUCUGGGGGUUAGUUUGGUUAUGCAGGCAUACAGGCACACGGGCACUAGGCUUCGUGGCUCCACACCUUCGGCACCGAAUGGCUUCCUGUACGCUGAUGACAAUACUAACAGUACAUUAGGUGUGGCGCACCACCACUUGAAAAUGUCAUCAGAGAUCUCAUGUUUGGUGGGGGAAGCACGAUUAUUUCUCAUUUACUAUCCAAAGCAAAGUUGUUGCCCAGGUACAGCACGCUUCUUGCUGCAAGUCACCAUUGGACCAUCCAGCGGAGUGCUCAAGUCGGCAGCACCGGUACCGCAAAUAGCAUUCCAAUUUCCUACUUCCUGCCACCUUCUGCCACCGUCACCUGCUACACAGUAUCUCGGUGUGGUGACAGUUCACCACGAACCAUCAUCAUUCGGAUAUAACCUUACCGAGAAAGCUUUAACCCCCGCGCAGCGGACGGAGUAGACAUUCAGUAUCUAUAGAUUGGAGAACGACAAACACCAAGUGGAGGUGUGGGGAAUACUAGGGCAAUAUCACAUACUGUGUGUUAGGCUCCAGAAACACCCGUUCAAGCUAAAAUGUUGUAUUGCACGCAACGCAUGCAGAGCGAAGACAGGCAAAAGGAUGUUAGAAAAGUAAUUUCCGCUUUCACUAUCUGCACAUAAAGCAUCGAAGGCACUAAGAACGAGUCCAGCAAUGACUGUCACAUUUUUCAGGAAAAGCGGAUUUUAAUGCCACGUGCUUCUGCGUUGAUACUUCGUUGGAGAGACAGGACGUGGAAAUGUAGCUCACGCUCGCUCAAAAAGGCAAAAGAAAACCGAUUAACACACGCCAUGAACAUGACUCCAUCAACUAUCGAUCUUCAAGUAACGGCUCCACUAUCUCACGCACAUUACAGGAUUCGACAGUUUCGCUUGGAAUCCACGCCUGUCACAAAGUCUCGUCCGCCAUUGGAAACAAGGCCGUAGGGGAGGCAAUAUCGACGCUACGACUGUGCCAAAUUAGAUUAGUAAAGGCGUAAUUCAAUUAGAAUAGCAAACGUCGAAGUAUUGUUUCGUAGUGUAGGGGCGUGAAAGAGUUUUUUUUUUUUUUGAGACAUGUUAACGCGACGAUUAGAAUCCGAAAUUAUUCAUUUUUUGGCUACAUUAUACUUAAUCGAAUACAUAGCACAUGAGCUGCGAAAGAAAUUCUUAACAGGAUGCUAAGCGUAUAGUCAAAGGAAAUAUA